GACAGCAGCAGCAGAGAGGGGCAGGCUCUGAAGCCACUCCCACUUCCGGCUAUGGUUUGUAGACAUAAGACACAGAGGUGUAGAUGUAUGAGAGCCGUCCUGAGAAGCGUCAGCACAGGAGCUGCUUACCUUUUUCUUACAGGCUGUCAUUCUUGAUCAUUCCAAUGCUGCCCUGGAUGCUGGUUCUGCUGGUUUCCUUUGCCCUCAGCAAAGGGCAGGCCAGUGAGUGUGUGAACUUCACAGACCUCGGCAUUGCUGACUCCAUUUGGGGGACCAAGCUGGAGGUGAAGCUCAUUCUACACACACGCCAGAACCUAAACUGUGGCUACCUUCUCCAACACGAAAAUCUGACCUCCCAGCCACUACUCAACAUGAGCCGCCCCACCACCUUCAUCAUCCAUGGCUACCGGCCCUCAGGCGAGCCCCCGGCCUGGCUUCUUGAUGCUGUUCACCUACUGGCUGCCCAAAUGGACAUUAACAUCAUCCUGGUGGAUUGGAACCGUGGUGCCACAAACAUCAACUAUUUCACGGUGGUCAAAAACACGAAGAAAGUUGCAGAAAACGUCACCGCAUUCAUCCGGAACAUGAAGGACCACGGUGCUUCUCUCAGCUCCAUUCACAUGAUUGGAGUCAGCCUGGGGGCCCAUAUCUCUGGCUUUGUGGGAGCCAAUUUGACAGGGCAGAUCGGCCGGAUUACUGCCCUGGACCCGGCUGGACCGCAGUUCAAUGGGAAGCCAUCAGAGGAACGUCUUGACCCAAACGAUGCCCAGUUUGUAGAUGUGCUGCACACAGACAUCGAUGCCCUGGGCUACAGAAACCCUUUGGGCCACAUAGACUUUUACCCCAACGGAGGAACUGACCAACCUGGCUGCCCUAAAACCAUCUUCGCAGGGAAAUCCUACCUUCAGUGUGACCACCAGAGAUCUGUCUACUUGUUCCUCAGCUCCAUGAACAGAACGUCAGCAUGUAACAUCACCACCUACCCCUGUGCUUCUUACAAUGACUUUCUCGAUGGAAAAUGCCUCAGCUGCUCUGAAUUCUUCCCCCAGGGAUGUCCGGUCCUUGGUUAUUACAUCAGUGAGUGGAAGGACGUCCUGUUGCAACUGAAUCAGACAACAACCUACUUCUCUACCACCAGCAAGCUACCAUAUUGCAAAACAAGCUAUAAGUUGGAGAUGGUAACAUGGAACUCUCAGCCUCGCUGGGCGACCGUCACUGUGAAGCUGCACGGCAAGGGAGAGGAGGCAGAGGCCAAAAUCAACCACAAAGCCACCAAGUUUCAGCAGUACAAAACAACCAAUUUAUUAGCUCAGUUUGACAAAGACAUUCAUCCAGUCCGUAAAAUGUCAGUGCAGUUCAGCACAGGAAACCUGAUUGGGCCUCGCUACAAGCUACGCUUGCUGUACCUGCGACUUAGCGCCCUGGAACAUCCUGACAGGCCGUCACUGUGCCGCUAUGAUGUCAUCCUAAAUGAAAAUGUAGAGACAUCUUUCAGACCUAUUCCAUGUCACGACUCAAAUUUCUGAAUGAACAGCAGGGGGCACCCUCUGAACCCUGAGCCAAUUCUCCUUGCUGCUCAUCUGGACAACAGAGGGUAAUGCACAAACACUGCCAAUGGAGUUAAGGUGAAUCCUCACCUCCAUACUGAUCGGACAGAUAAUUUUUUUAGAGAAAUUUGGAGAUAUAAAAAUGUAUAUUUAUUGUAAAUAAAUUUUUUUAUGCUGACUUUUA
This is a messenger RNA of Paramormyrops kingsleyae, 1731 nucleotides long. It is a transcript of the gene lipia, whose product is annotated as lipase, member Ia. Gene Ontology annotation, biological process: lipid catabolic process. NCBI's taxonomy places the organism in Eukaryota, Metazoa, Chordata, Actinopteri, Osteoglossiformes, Mormyridae. Gene Ontology annotation, molecular function: glycerophospholipase activity. The record is from RefSeq and is a predicted model, not a curated record.